UCUGUACUCAAUUCCAGGAGAUUUUAGUCAAAUUGGAGAGAAUUCGGGAAUGGAAGCUUUGAGAGCCUCAUACGGUGACGCAUACUCCGACUCGGAAUCUGAAGCCUCUUCUCCAUCCGAAGCGCUGUCCGCGAACCCAAAUUCAAGUUCAAAUUCGACGGUAAAUUUGCCUCCUCCUCCGCUCUCGCUCCUCACCCCGCCAACUUCUAUCGGUUUUGCGGAGGACUACUUGCCAAAACGCAGCGCCACUCGAGUCAGGAGCUUCCCUCAUGUAGAAGGAAAUUAUUCUUUGCACGUCUAUAUUCCCGUAUAUAUACCCUUUACAUCGAAGAAGGAGGUGGCCCUGUUUCUUGGGAAGGUGUCUAAUCAUGUGCCUGGUCUUCACCUUGUUGAUGUGGAUGUCCCACUUGCCCUUCUCGGCAAAGAUGAUCAAAAGCUUGAACAAGUUGCUCUGGGAAGGGAAUUCCACAUCAGUUUAGGAAGAACUGUCCCAAUUAGAGUGCACCAGAUUGAUUCAAUGGUAGCAUUGCUUCGUCAGAAGCUUCAGAAUCAGAAACGGUAUUGGAUUGAUUUUAGUAAGUGGGAAGUUUUUGUCAAUGAUGAUCAAACACGCUCCUUUCUUUCAAUAGAAGUUGUUACAGGAGGAUUAGCUGAGAUUACAAACCAAAUUGAAGCAGUUGAUGAGGUUUAUAAGCUUCACAAUCUCCCCGAAUUUUACAAGAAUCCUCGCCCACAUAUAUCGUUGGCUUGGGCAUUGGGUGACGUUAGCGAUUCUUUGAAGAGAGUGGUUGAAGAUGAAAUCAAACGGUUACAUCUGAAGGACUCAUCAAGAAGACGUAUUUUUACUUGUAAAUUCAGUGGCAUUGAAUGUAAGAUUGGCAAUAAAACAUACAAAAUAUGUAAAAUUCCGGAUGAAUGUUAGAACCUCAAGAAGACGAAUAUUGGGGAAUAACUUGCUUUCGAUUGUACUAUUCAUAAUGUCCUGUGCUAUCUUAUUAAGUAAUGAGUUGAUCGAUUGAAAACGAAGCUGUUGCUAGUUUUGAUUGUAUGAUACCUAGUUGGAUCUUGAAUGUGUUGCACAGA
Molecule: messenger RNA, 1083 nt
Organism: Tripterygium wilfordii
Lineage: Eukaryota; Viridiplantae; Streptophyta; Magnoliopsida; Celastrales; Celastraceae
Product: U6 snRNA phosphodiesterase
Exons: 6
Coding region: 50-922 (290 amino acids)
Biological process (GO): U6 snRNA 3'-end processing
Cellular component (GO): nucleus
Molecular function (GO): 3'-5'-RNA exonuclease activity
Source: RefSeq, a predicted model, not a curated record